UAGGUAAAAAAGUAAAAAAUUAUUAUAUAAAAAAAGUGCUCAAAUUUUAGGGGAUAAUUGGAAAAAGAAUAAUGUUCAAAUUUCGUACGAGCAUUUUGAAUUAUUCGGAAGAGUAAUGGAGUAUAUAUAUUAUUUAGAUAUAGAGGUGAUUCAUACACGCCGCGCGGCACUAGCAGAGUGUAGUUCUGACAAGUGUAGAUAUAAAAAGUGAUUCACGGCCUAUAAAUUGAUCACACUACUCUCAUGGUACCAGUACCACCACCACCACCACCACCACCAUUUUAGAAAAAUAAAAAUGAGACAGCUUCACGUCUUCUUCCUCCCAUUAAUGGCCCACGGCCAUAUGAUUCCCGCCAUGGACAUGGCGAAGCUCUUCAGCUCCCGUGGCCUCAAAGCCACCAUCAUCUCCACCCCGGCCUUUUCCGAGCCGGUCAAGAAGGCCCAACAUUCCGGCUUCAAAAUCGAGCUCAUCACAAUCGGAUUCCCUCACCGAGAUUCCGGCCUCCCCGACCACAUCGUGAGCCUCGAUCAAGUCACCUCCGACCCCAAGCUCCUCCCCAUGUUCUUCAAGGCCCUCUCUCUCAUCCAACAACCCGUCGAGGACCUCAUCCAACGACUUAACCCCGACUGCCUCGUCUCCGACAUGUUCCUCCCGUGGACGGCCGACUCCGCCGCCACAUUCGGCAUCCCGCGCCUCGUCUUCCACGGCACCAGCUACUUCUCCCUCUGCGUCUCCGAGGAGAUGCGCCGCCACAAGCCCUUCAACGACGUCGUUUCCGAUUCCGAGCCCUUUCUCAUCCCCAAUCUCCCUCAUCAAGUCAAGCUCCUCAAAACGCAGGUCUCCGAUUACAAUUUGCACGAGAACAAGGACGAUUUCAGCCGCUGGAUUCAGCAGAUGAGGGAGUCCGACGCCAGAAGCUACGGCGUCGUCAUCAACAGCUUCCACGACCUCGAGCCCGACUACGCCCGCCAUUACACACAUGUUUUGGAGAGGAAGGCGUGGAGCUUAGGCCCCCUCUCUCUCUGCACCAACGAAAUCGACGGAGCCAAACACCAGUGCUUGGCGUGGCUGGAUUCGAAGAAGAAGCCCAAUUCCGUCGUCUACGUGUGUUUCGGCAGCAUGGCCAAGUUCACUCCGGCUCAGUUGAACGAGCUCGCAAACGGGCUCGACGCCUCCGGGCAGGACUUCAUUUGGAUCGUGAGGAGCGGCGGAGACGAGGAGUGGCUGCCGGAGAGGUUUGAGGAGAGGAUGGAAGGGAGAGGCCUUGUUGUGAGGGGGUGGGCCCCGCAGCGUGCCAUCCUCGAUCAUCCCGCCGUCGGGGCGUUCGUCACGCACUGUGGGUGGAACUCGACUCUGGAGGGCGUGUGCGCGGGCCUGCCCAUGGUCACGUGGCCGCUCUUCGCGGAGCAGUUUUUCAACGAGAAGUUGGUGACCGAGGUUUUGAGGAUUGGGGUUCCGGUUGGGAAUAAGAAGUGGCAGCGGGGGGCCAACGAGGGGGUGAGUAGGGAGGCUGUGGCCAGGGCGGUGAGGGGCGUUAUGGUGGGGGGAGGGGCGGCGGAGAUGAGGAGGAGGGCGGCGGAUUCUAAGGAGAAGGCGAGGAAGGCUGUUGCGGAAGGGGGAUCGUCUUACGAGGAUCUCACUGCUCUCAUUCAAGAUAUCGCCACGUAUGUUCCUCCCAAGAAGAUGGUGUGUUCAUUUAAAUCAGAUUAGCGAGCAAGAUGGUGUUUAAUGUUAUUGCCAUGUUUGUGUGUAGACUCAAGUAUAUAUGAAAUGAGAGUUUGUAUAUUACUUUAGAUUGUGUAAAGUAAGGAUAAAAAUGUAGCUCUCAAUUUCAGUGGAUUUUCUCUUUUCUGCCUGCUUCACAAUUUUAAA
This is a messenger RNA of Salvia miltiorrhiza (redroot sage), 1873 nucleotides long. Its product is annotated as scopoletin glucosyltransferase-like. The record is from RefSeq and is a predicted model, not a curated record. Gene Ontology annotation, molecular function: UDP-glycosyltransferase activity. The coding region runs from base 296 to 1711 and encodes 471 amino acids. NCBI's taxonomy places the organism in Eukaryota, Viridiplantae, Streptophyta, Magnoliopsida, Lamiales, Lamiaceae. The transcript has a single exon.